AUGCCGUGCUCGAAAUGCACGUUCGAGAUCUACCCUGGCCUGGACGUGGCUUCAAUGUGUGGAGUUGUUAACCCGACCCAGUCCACUCCCCCUCCUGAUACCGGCACGGCCAGUCCUGAUCGUGCGGCGCGAUUUUACCUUCCGGAUGUCGACCAUGAGGUGUUCAAGCAUUUCCGCCUCAUAAAGGUGGACGAGGGGAAAUUGCAGCAGUACGAGUGCAGGUACUGCUGCAAUGUUUUUUCUGGUGCCGCCAUCCGCUGCGCGCAGCACUUGGCGAGUUGGAGGAAGAUGAAGCGCUGCGAAGUGGCGCUAUGUAAGGAAGCCCCCACUUCAGCGCGGGCUGCCAUGCGGAAGAAGUACGAGGCUAAGGCUGCAGCGGCGGCUCAGCGCCGUCAGGCGACAUCGGAUGCCAUCGCGUCGGUCACCAGCAGCGGCAAGAAGAGCCGCAUUACUGACUACUUGGAGACGGAUGCGGCAGCUGGGAAGCGCGAUGCACAUGAUGCGUUGGCGCUCAUGUUCGCGGGGUGUCGCAUCCCGGAGCGCGUCGUGGAGCACCCUCUCUUCAUCAACGCCGUUUGUGCCAUUAGGGACACCGGCACAGGAUACGUCCCACCAAAGAGGGGGUUCAUCGGCGGGGCGGGCUUGCAAAUGUGCUGCGACAACAUCGACAGGGGGCUUUCUGGAGUGAAGGCGAGCUGGAAGCGGACCGGCGCGACAGUUGCUUCUUAA
This is a messenger RNA of Closterium sp. Naga37s-1, 729 nucleotides long. The record is from the annotation of a GenBank genome assembly. Lineage: Eukaryota; Viridiplantae; Streptophyta; Zygnematophyceae; Desmidiales; Closteriaceae.